AAACAGAUGAACAAACUCAUUCUCAUAUUAGAGCAUAGUCAAAAAAACGUUCACUAUACAAAACCUACAAUCCUUAUAUUCACUACGCUUCUACUCAACCAAAACCAUUUCUUGAUUUCAAACUUUUCUCAAAAAAAAAAAAAAAAAAAAUUAAUACCAAAAGGUUUGAAGAUCAUCGAAUAGUUAGAAAGUUAAAAAUGGAGUCUGUUGUUUCUGAGCUCGAAGGAAUUCUCUUGAAAAAUCCUGAUCCUUUUAGUUACUUCAUGUUAAUGGCUUUCGAGGCAUCGGGGCUAAUUCGAUUUGCUAUAUUGCUAAUGUUAUGGCCAAUAAUUCGAGUUCUCGAGCUAUGUGGAAAAGGAGAUGUUGGAUUAAAAGUUACUAUAUUUGUUGCCACUGUAGGAGUAAGAAUAUCUGAGAUUGAAGCAGUGGCUAGGGCUGUUUUACCUAAGUUUUACUUUGAUGAUAUUAAUAUGGAGGCUUGGAAGAUAUUCAGCUCAUUUGAUAAGAGAUUUGUGGUUACAAAAACUCCAAGAAUUAUGGUGGAGAGAUUUGUGAAAGAACAUUUACGAGCUGAUGAUGUUUUUGGUACUGAACUUGUUGUUAGCAAAUCUGGUUUUGCCACGGGGUUUAUUAAGAAUGAGUUUGACUCGAUUUCAGAUCGGAUUGCUGCAUUAUUUGGUGAUGAACAACCUAGCUUAGGCCUUGGUUGUUCUAGAUUCCUCUCUUUGUGCAAGGAACAAUUACAACCACCAUUCUUGAGCACCAAAAAUGAGGACCACCACCAGAAUAUUAUCAAACCAAUACCAGUAAUUUUCCAUGACGGUCGUCUUGUUAUUCGUCCAACACCAUUUUCAGCUCUUCUAAUCCUUCUAUGGAUUCCACUUGGCAUUAUAUUGGCUAUUAUUCGAAUUUCCAUUGGCUUAAUAUUUCCAUUUUGGAUAGUUCCCUAUUUAACUCCUUUAUUUGGUGGAAAAAUCAUUGUUAAAGGAAAACCACCACCACCAGCUUCAACCACCAACUCGGGCGUGCUAUUUGUAUGCACUCACCGUACUCUCAUGGACCCUGUCGUCCUGUCCACCGUCCUUCAACGUAAAAUCCCAGCAGUAACUUACUCAAUCUCCCGAUUUACCGAAAUUUUAUCACCAAUACCAACAAUCGGUUUGACAAGAAUUCGAGAUAUAGACGCUCAAAAAAUCAAACGUCAACUUGAAAAAGGAGAUUUAGCCGUUUGUCCCGAAGGAACAACAUGUAGGGAACCAUUUUUAUUAAGAUUUAGUGCUCUUUUUGCAGAAUUAACCGAUCGUAUAGUCCCGGUGGCUAUGAAUUAUAGGGUUGGUUUUUUUCAUGCAACAACAGCUAGGGGAUGGAAAGCAAUGGAUCCAAUUUUCUUUUUUAUGAACCCUAGACCAGUGUACGAGGUAACAUUCUUAAAUCAGUUGCCAAUGGAAGCCACAUGUUCAUCUGGGAAAAGUCCACAUGAUGUUGCAAAUUAUGUUCAAAGGAUUUUGGCCGCAACAUUAGGGUUUGAGUGUACAAAUUUUACAAGGAAAGAUAAGUACAGAAUUCUCGCUGGUAAUGAUGGAAUUGUAUCACAAAAUUCCAGCACUAAUUAUGGGAUUAAGAAAUUGUUAAGCACGUUUCUGCAUGUGGUGGGCAUAAGAAAGAAGAUGAUUAUGAGCUUGUUUUAGUGAUAUUUUUACUUUGUGUAAGAUUUAAGUGUCAUUCUUUUAAUUAUUUUUUCCCCCGGAAGUGUUGAAUAAUGUACAUUAUUGCUACUGCUAGUGUGUAAUUAUUUUUAACUAUUUUCAUUAAGAGAGAGAUUUUGUAAUGUUUUUCUUUUUUGAUCAA
Messenger RNA from Nicotiana attenuata, 1848 nucleotides. RefSeq names its product glycerol-3-phosphate acyltransferase 5-like. The coding region runs from base 198 to 1688 and encodes 496 amino acids. Gene Ontology annotation, biological process: cutin biosynthetic process. The record is from RefSeq and is a predicted model, not a curated record. Gene Ontology annotation, cellular component: membrane. The transcript has 2 exons. Lineage: Eukaryota; Viridiplantae; Streptophyta; Magnoliopsida; Solanales; Solanaceae. Gene Ontology annotation, molecular function: phosphatase activity; glycerol-3-phosphate 2-O-acyltransferase activity.